Messenger RNA from Brassica napus (rape), 2857 nucleotides. RefSeq names its product heat stress transcription factor A-7a-like. Gene Ontology annotation, molecular function: DNA-binding transcription factor activity; RNA polymerase II cis-regulatory region sequence-specific DNA binding. The transcript has 2 exons. Gene Ontology annotation, biological process: regulation of transcription by RNA polymerase II. Gene Ontology annotation, cellular component: nucleus. The record is from RefSeq and is a predicted model, not a curated record. Lineage: Eukaryota; Viridiplantae; Streptophyta; Magnoliopsida; Brassicales; Brassicaceae. Bases 1261 to 1905 code for a protein of 214 amino acids.
UCAAUGGAAAAUAUGGAAUCAGUGAAAGAAGAAGUCAUUGUUGCACACAAAAACAAUUUCACACUUAAUCUGACUCACAUCCCUAAACUCAUGUAGCAUUUGAAGUGUUUUCUGCCUAAGAAUCUGAAAUUGGUUAUAUGCCCUCACCUGUAGAGAGAAUAAAAUGUGAAAAAUCAAAAAAAGAAAAGAAUAGAUUGCAGAUUCAAGCUCAAGAAAUAAGAUUAAAAAUGAAAACACUAAGUUUCUCAACUAAUGAGUAGUAAGCCACAUAAUGAAUCAAAAAUUGCUAAAUAAUUCCAUCAAACAAAGGUUUUAGUUUACAUUUUUACCUUUAUUUUCUGCCAUCAGCUAUAAAAUGAAGAGAAAAAAUGUACGUCAUUUCUUGAUUAAUAAGAGAUAAGGUGUGUUCAAUCAGUCAUAUUUGAGAAAUAGAUGAGAUUAAGAAUUAAAAUCCCUCAGUUCCUUAACUAGUUAGUAAGCCACAUAAUCAAUCAACAAACACUACAAAUAAUCAAAUCUCAAAAGAUAGACCAACAAAAGGAAAAGCUAUUGCAGAUUCGUUCUAAAGAAAGCAAGCUAGAAAAAAAAAUGACACUCUAAUUGAAAAAUGCUUAAGUUGAGUUAUUUUAACAAUUCAUGAACAAUUCUAUAAAUAAAAGAGAUUUAAACUUUUAAUAAGAAAGAAUCAAGAAGAAGAAACAGAGGAACCAAAGAAUAAAUACCAUCAUUAAACUUAGCUAGGACUUGAUUAAAAAGUACUAGUAUGUUACUACUUUUCGUAUAUAUUUUCAAAGGACACAACAUUGUUUUUUAUUACUGAUCGUGUAUCACAACUUGCCAUCUAGAAAUCAAACUUAUUCAGAAAUAGGAACAAGAAAAUGGAAAACAUAGACACGCACGAGAGGGGGAGUAUCAAUCUCUGACUCAAUUCAAAAUCAUUAAUACUAGAGAACUUGAAUCUGAAAAGUAAACCGAAAUGCUCAAAAACGCAAGGAUAGAAUUGAGAAAAAUACCUGAACCGGCCAGACAACACUAAACAAGAGGGUGAUCACUGAUCAUCCCCAACACUAAAACCGAACCGGACCGAGCCAAGAUUUUAAAAAUCUCUAGUGGGUAACCUUAACCGAGGAACAAAAGUUGAUUUGAUCCGGCCCAUUGGCAUCGUAGCCCAACAGUAAAAUCCCAAGAUAAAUGAACCUUCACAUGUGGUGGGUGAUAGACUGAUCGAUAGGUUAACGCAAGAAGAUCAUCAUCAACGUCAUGGACUCCUCAUCAUCAUCACAAGGUGAGAUCUCAGAUCUUUACCAUGUGUACACUGCUUCAAACGUUUCUCUCUUUCUGUUAUUUCGACUUUUAGUUUUGGAUGAAUAUCAUAUAAUUUAUUUGUGCGAUUUUGAAUUUUUUUUUUUUCCUAGGGCUUCCAGUGGCGCUGGGAGGGUUAAAGAGUACUACCGUUAUCCAGCCAUGGAAGCUUUUCACAAAGGAUGUGUCCGCCGUUAUUUUGCGGACGUGUUGCAUGAGAUGGUGGAUGAUCCUUCGACGGAUUCUAUCGUGUCGUGGAGCCAAGACGGUAAGAGUUUCAUCUUUUGGGAUCAGGACAAGUUUUGCAGCGAUGUUCUUCCCAAGUUUGGGCUUAGCACGUCUCCAACGUUCUUUGUUUGCCUUACAAACAUCUAUCUCUUCCGGAAAGUUGAGGAGUCUGAGCACUGCGAAUACGCACACGAUUACUUUGUGAGAGGCAAACCUGAGCUUACGGUGAAGAUUGAGAGGCAGUUCAAGGAAAGGGGUGCUCCAAUUAAGCUUGCCAUCAAGCCACAUGAACCGGCUUACAAGGAGAGUAGGGAGAGAAUUAGGGCUUUCAUGCUGGCCAAGAAAGCCGCUAGGAGUCUAUCUCUUAAGGAAUAGACCAACCACCAUCUCUCUCUAUGUCUAUUAUCUUAUUAUUAAUAAAAUACUCUAGAAUGGGAGAUUCGGCCUCCCUAUCCUUAAUCUUUCCCUUAAGAUCAUUCUGUUGGUGUUUGCGCUUUUGCCUUGUUUCCGUUUGCUCUUAUCUUAUUGUUUCCGUACAAACAUUGGUUAUUCCCUCUUACUUGAGUUCAAACAACUCAGACGUUUAAAAAAAAAAGCUUUGUAGGUAAAACACGUGUACAGAUUAUAAAUAUGGAAACUCUUUAGAUCUUUUAGGGAAACAUACACAGAGAGUUUUUAAUGACUGGACAGAUGGCCAGACAGUUAGAAACCAGUAAACAAGAGUCUGAACAUGCAUGGUUGUCUCCCUGACAGUCCCAUCGUCUCUAGCAUUUCUCCAGUGGCAGUGCCUGUUUGGUCAAAACCUCCAGCCCUUGCCCUGAAGUGUAACAUUGGUGCUACGUGGUCUGCAACAUCACCGGUCAGUGGGGCAGGUUGGAUCAUUAGAGAUUCUGUAGGUAAAGUGCUAUCUCAUAGCAGAAGAGCUUUUAGUGGAGUGGUCUCGAGUACACAGGCAGACCUUCUGGCACUAUUCUUGGGCUAAUUCUGCUGCGGUAAUUGACCUUAAACUGAAGAAUAUAAUGUUUGAAUGCUCUUCCGUUAAAGCUGCAGAUGCGCUUAAUAACCCGCUGGAGCAUCCCUCUUCUUAUCACCUAUGUCAUGAAGUAGUCAAUAACGUUUACUCACUGGCUAAGAGCGGUUUGUUUCUAGUUUCUGAUAACUGUAACGUUGCAGCCUCUGCAAUUGCGGACAGUGUUACAAAGGACCAACGUCUGCAAUCAUAUGUUGCUUUUGGUGGGCCUCAUUGGCUGUCUGCUGUUCUGUUGCAGGAGGCAACUUAAGGCUACUCUGUUGCUGAUUAAUAUUAGCAGGAUAAGGCUCGGUUCUG